AUGCACUGCCAAUUCAGAUACUUGAUAUGGAUUUGGAUCCUGAUGAUCAAGAUAUUUAUGAGCUAAAAGUCUCCAAGUAUCAGAAUGAGGACACCAGAAGAGCAAUUAUAAGACUUGAACAGGCUGCUUACUCAUACAUGCAAAGAGACAUCGCUUCACAUGGCGCUUUUGCUAUUUUGUAUGGUAGACGUUCAAAACAUUACAUCAAGAAACCUGAGAUUCUGCUUGGUAGAUCAACAGAAGACCUCAUCGUGGACAUUGAUUUGGGAAGAGAAAAGGGUGGUAGCAAAAUAUCUCGUAGGCAGGCCAUCGUACGUUUGGAAGAUGAUGGUUCUUUCCGUAUGAAAAAUCUUGGGAAGUAUCCUAUUUCGGUAAAUGAGAAGGAAGUAGAUCCUGGACAGAGUUUAGUCCUAAAACCCGAUUGUCUGAUUGAGAUACGGGGAAUGAUAUUCAUCUUCGAGACAAACGAAACACGCGUCAAGGAAUACCUGAAUAGCAUCGAGAAGGUUGAUCGAGAUGGGUAAAUCCCAGAUCGAUUUUACGAGCUUCUUCUUGUACUGAUCAAGAAGGUGUCUGUUUUUAUAGGUAGCCUUGGUAAUUAUUAUUAUUACCCAUGCCAUUUUCUCGUACUAAUGUUUUUGUUUGUAGCUUGUUUUUUUUUUACCUAAGUACCUUGCCGCAGGGCAGGAACCAUCGUUCAGACCGAACUAGGGUGUCUUCUUACAUCUAUGGUUGACGAC
Messenger RNA from Tarenaya hassleriana, 740 nucleotides. Its product is annotated as microspherule protein 1-like. The transcript is spliced from 5 exons. Gene Ontology annotation, cellular component: MLL1 complex; NSL complex; Ino80 complex. Bases 27 to 524 code for a protein of 165 amino acids. Lineage: Eukaryota; Viridiplantae; Streptophyta; Magnoliopsida; Brassicales; Cleomaceae. Gene Ontology annotation, biological process: positive regulation of transcription by RNA polymerase II. Gene Ontology annotation, molecular function: G-quadruplex RNA binding; protein binding. The record is from RefSeq and is a predicted model, not a curated record.